UCACGCAGAAAAAAAGCUUGGCGGUGUACUUGCAGAAAAAAAAAAUUCGGUCUCCUUCUGUGACACCAGCAACACCACGUGUAUGUUCGUUCGUCUGUGUACAUAAUGUAUGAUAAUCGACUCCAUACUCUGUACCACGUACAGCCUCCUUCCAUUAUCGAAAAUUUUGUGCUCGUCGCGAGAAAAAUAUUUCAUCUGUGAAUAAGUAAUCUGCGAAUAUAAAUGGAUUCGGCAGGAAAUGAAGUAAUCAUCGUAGACGACCGAGCACAAACUAACGGUUUUAACGGUAAUUACUCCGAAGAAUCGGUGUCCGAGAUGAAAACACGCUCGAAAGCCAUCACCAACACCAACAGCAGCAGCGCGAGUGGCGGGCCAGGAGAAGCGGCCAAGCUGCGUAGCAGUUCGCGAACAAGCGCAGCUCCAUCUAGCGUAGCGAAUUCUCACGAUAAAACGCAGACAACUGGUUCGGCGACAUCGUCGGCUCCGAGUUCGGCUCCGGCUGCGGCAUCGGUUAUCAGCUCGACCGGAUCGUCGUCCGCCGCCGAUAAGGAUAAAAAAAUGAACCUUAGAAGCGAACCAGGAUCCGGUACGGCUGGAAAAUCCGCUUCGUCGGCGUCCUCGUCAGCCAGCGACGCUGCUUCGAAGAGCAGUCGCAGCUCGGCGGUCGAAUCGACGCCCGGUCCGAAGAGUAGUAAAAAAGGCGCCGGCAGCGUUGGCGGAGGCGAUCGAGAGGACGACAGCGGUAUAAAUUCGCGAUCGUCGUCGGUAUCGACGGACGAUACGUACUCGUCGCGGCUACGUACGCGGUCCAAGCGAGCCGAAGCGUUGAGCAGCAGCACGCCGGCCAGCACCCGGAAGACGUCUACGCGUAUGCCUUUGUCUACGUACGAUUUCGACGACGAUUCGAUUAUACUGGAAGAAGAGCCGUCCACGUCGGCGACGUCGCUCAAACGCAAAGCCACCAAAGUCUUAGUCGAAGAGAUGGAAGACGACGAAGCGGCCGCAGCCGACGACGCCGACGAACCGCCGGUCAAGGUGACCGUAAUCCGGCGCACCAGUUUCUUCAACGUGCUGCUCAAUCCGCUGAAGGCGAUCAGAGGUAAAAUAUUCGUCGGAUCGCAGCAGCAGCCAUCGGAAAAAGACGACGCCCAGGCAUCUGCGGCCACCGACGAAGCCGCGUCCCAAACCAGUGUCUCCAAAGUCAACGACGACGAUCCCAAAACCGAACACGCCGCUUCGCAGACCACCGAUCUUCACAACAGCGAAGCCGCAACAACCGCAGCUACCAACGAAGACGGAAAAGAGACCCCAGGCACGUGCAUGCUUAUGUAAGCCAGGCCCCCCGAGAGUCCUAGCCCCAGUAUCCCUAUCUCUACCUUUUCCUAUAAUCCUUCUGUUUUCCCAAUCCCAUCGUCCUCCUUGUCAGUGUUCUCGAAAUUUAAUUUUAUCCUCCUCGACGACGUCAUCGUGUUUUCUUUUCGUUUUUCCAUUAUUUUUGUUAUGUUCUGUUUCUCUCUGUUUCUUUUCUACUAUUAUGUGGGGCCGCUUACUUAAGUACGCUAUAAAAAAAAUACCGUCUAGUUAAUUAUUAUUGAAUUUUUAUCGUGUUCUGUAUCUGUCUGUCUGUCUCUCUCUUUUUUGUUUCUCAGUGUGUAUGUGUUUUUAUUUUAAUUUUUUAAAAUAUUUGUAUCAUGCAAUUUUACUACAACGACGACGCGACGACCCGAAGACGAAAUGCAGAGAUGGUAUGUGUUUGUGUAUCGAAGACAUACAGUUGUGUGACGACGAUGAAAUUUCAACUUGUGUAAUUUUUUUUUUCUUUUUUUUUUUGAAUUAUACAUUUAUAAAUAUCAUUGUAUACAUACGUAGGUUGCAUGUUUUUUAAUUUUAAUGUUUUUAUUUUUAAUAAUUUUUCUUUUCAUUGUAGUUUUAUUGGAUUAUUUUUUAAAAUUCUUUCCGGAUGAUGAUUUUUUUUGUAACGUUAGUGUUUUACCGUUGAUUAUUUUAUCAUCGAUUUUUUUUUCUAUUAGCGAUAAUUUGUUUUGUCUUGAUGUACAUUAAUGCGUUCAGUGCCAUCUACGGUAGGGGGCCAAAUCAUAUGGAAGAGCUCUUUUCGCGUACCUAAGAAGCUUUUCAUGUAAGAAUAAUUUAAAGCGCAAAGCGGACGACGACAUCGACUAUGCUGCAGGUUGAAUAACCAGAACUCAUAUCUCACUGCAGGUGAAAUGGUGCAUAAUGCAUUGGAACAGGCGUUAGUGUUAUGCAACUCAUUUUACAUACGUGUGCGGUGUACUGCGCUUCUUUUUUUUUUGGUAAUAUUUUAAUGCCACCUAUUUUCUAUAACGUAGGGUUACCUAAAUGUUUUAUUUUAUUUGUUGGGUGGAAGAUGGGUUAACGGAGAAGUGUCGUCGAGAGUUGAGUGAGGUCAAGGAAGAAGUUGGAAGUGAACUAUUAACGGCUGGAAACGCUAGUGAAGAGUGCAAUGAUUUUGAGCGUUCGUCUAGUACAUACGAAAAAAAUUUAAUUGGUGUGCAAUUUUUGUUAAGUAAUGUUUUUAUGUUUUUUUUUUAAAUGUAUGUUUUAUUUUAAUUAAGUAUGACUGAAAAGAGCUCGUUGAUUUAGAAAAUAUUUAUUCAGAAGUACAAUAUUAUUAAAGGUGAUUUGCUCCGCAUAAUUUGUACGUAGGUGUAGUUGAAGAAAGAAUGAAUAGAGAUCGAUGGAGAAUAACAAAUAUCUAGAGAUACCUAAUGAAUUACGUAUUUUAGUCGUUGAAUGGUACUGAUCGCAUUUAUAGGGCAUUUCUUUUUGUUUUCUGUUCGCGAAAAAAAACCACAGUUUUAUUGUACGUAAAAUUUUAUUUUUUAAUUAUUUUUUUUUUAAAUGUAGAUUUGUGAAUUUGCAUUUUACGUGGAAGAGUUUUUUAAAAAUGAAUGCGUAUGUUGAAAAAGGAUACUACGAAGAAAAAAAAAUGUAAAAAAAAAGAAAA
Planococcus citri (citrus mealybug) is the source of this 2986-nucleotide messenger RNA. RefSeq lists its product as uncharacterized. The coding region runs from base 223 to 1332 and encodes 369 amino acids. The transcript has 2 exons. The record is from RefSeq and is a predicted model, not a curated record. NCBI's taxonomy places the organism in Eukaryota, Metazoa, Arthropoda, Insecta, Hemiptera, Pseudococcidae.